GCCCAUUUAAUAGAACGGUAACGCUCAGAGAAACAUUUUUCAGGAAACCUCUCCAAAAAACAAAAACAAAAAAAUCUAAGAACCGAAAAAAAGUAAUAAUCUCAGAGUUAUGAUAUGAACUUAUCGUACAGGAACAACCAAAACCUCCGAUCAGGGUGCUAGAUUAUCAAUGGAGAUUACCGAUUCUCCCGGUGGUUCUCCGCCGCCGCAACCUAACCUUCCUCCUGGCUUCCGUUUCCACCCUACCGACGAAGAGCUCGUGGUUCACUACCUCAAAAGCAAAGUCGCGUCCGCUCCUUUACCUGUCGCCAUCAUCGGCGAAGUUGAUCUCUAUAAGUUCGAUCCAUGGGAACUUCCCGCAAAGGCAUCGUUUGGAGAGCAGGAAUGGUAUUUCUUCAGUCCCAGAGACCGGAAGUAUCCUAACGGAGCGAGGCCGAACAGAGCGGCGACGUCAGGAUACUGGAAGGCGACGGGGACUGAUAAACUGGUGCUUGCCUCGGACGGGAAGCUGAAGGUGGGCGUGAAGAAGGCACUCGUUUUCUACAGUGGGAAACCUCCAAAAGGCGUCAAAAGCGAUUGGAUCAUGCAUGAGUAUCGUCUCAUCGACAACAAACCUAAUAACAGACCACCAGGAUGUGACUUAGGCAACAAGAGAAACUCCCUCCGGCUUGAUGAUUGGGUGUUAUGUCGAAUCUACAAGAAGAACAACGCAAGUCGACAUGUUUAUAACGAUAAGGAUCCCGAUAUGUUUGAUUACAUCUUCAGAAAAAAUCCUCCCUCGUUAUCAAGUGGACUCCAUCACAACGUCUCUAGGUCAAUGAAUAUCUUCCCGGGGAAAUUCUCCGGUGGUUACGGGAUUUUCUCCGAUGGUGAUCCCGGUUUGUACGACGGAAGCGGUAUGGUCUGCAGCAGCGGAGCUGAUUCAGUCAAUAUCAAUGUUUCUAAUGGUAAUCCUAAUGGUUUGAAUCCUGCUUCUUCCUCUGGGCCCAUGAUGAUGAUGGCGAAUCUGAAACGAGCUCUUUGGCCUGUAGCUGAGGAAGAGCAGGAUGCAUCUCCGAGCAAACGGUUUCACGGCGUAGGAGGUGGAGACUGUUUGAACAUGCCUUCUUCCGUGAUGGAGGAAACUCCUCCACUGAUGCAGCAAGGUGGUGUGUUAGGGGAUGAUGGAUUAUUCAGAACGACGUCGUACCAACUUCCUGGUUUAAACUGGUAUUCUUCUUAAGAAAACGGUUUGUGUUACGCCGUGUGCGAAAUUUACCGGUCAUUUGCAUAGUUUGAGAUUAGUGUAUAUGUUUUGGGUUAAUGAAUAGGUCAUAGGGGUUAGAGAAAGAGGUUUAGAGAGGGGGACAAGUGAGGCAUAGAUCAUAUUCAAACAUAAGGUUAUUUAAAAUAUACAAUCUUUCUUAAUUUAAAUGUUGUGUAAGAAAAUUAUACAUGCUUAGAUGUUCAUAAAUAGUUCGUAUUAUUGUAUAGAUGAAUAUAGUCCACCAUCAAUUAUGUAAAGGAUUUGGUU
Molecule: messenger RNA, 1513 nt
Organism: Brassica oleracea var. oleracea
Lineage: Eukaryota; Viridiplantae; Streptophyta; Magnoliopsida; Brassicales; Brassicaceae
Product: NAC transcription factor 56-like
Exons: 3
Coding region: 170-1222 (350 amino acids)
Biological process (GO): regulation of DNA-templated transcription; system development
Molecular function (GO): DNA binding
Source: RefSeq, a predicted model, not a curated record